Tilletiaria anomala UBC 951 is the source of this 315-nucleotide messenger RNA. Its product is annotated as synaptobrevin. The transcript has 4 exons. Gene Ontology annotation, molecular function: SNAP receptor activity; syntaxin binding. Gene Ontology annotation, biological process: vesicle-mediated transport; vesicle fusion. Gene Ontology annotation, cellular component: plasma membrane; SNARE complex. The annotation marks the transcript as partial. Lineage: Eukaryota; Fungi; Basidiomycota; Exobasidiomycetes; Georgefischeriales; Tilletiariaceae. The record is from RefSeq and is a predicted model, not a curated record.
UAUGAUCCGUACAUCCCCUCAUCCGCAGGCGGCGAGCGCCAGGGCGCCGGCAACACGAAGACUGCGCAGAUCCAAGCGCAGAUCGACGAGACGGUCGGCGUCAUGAGGGACAAUAUCAACAAGGUCAACGAGCGUGGAGAGAACUUGAACAGCUUGCAGGACAAGACGGACAACCUCGCUGUCUCGGCGCAAGGUUUCCGACGCGGCGCCAACAGGGUCCGGAAGCAGAUGUGGUGGAAGGAUAUGAAAAUGAGAAUCAUCCUCAUCGUCGGUAUCCUCAUCCUUCUCGGCAUCAUCGUCAUCCCGAUCGUCGUU